Molecule: messenger RNA, 498 nt
Organism: Penicillium waksmanii
Lineage: Eukaryota; Fungi; Ascomycota; Eurotiomycetes; Eurotiales; Aspergillaceae
Exons: 1
Coding region: 1-498 (165 amino acids)
Source: RefSeq, a predicted model, not a curated record
AUGCAGGUGACGUUCCGGAAAGCUAGUGGAGCGAGCGAGAACGAUGGCCUGACUCUGGGACCUCUGGGAGGGCAGGAUAUGGGCAGGGGUAGGUGGGAUCAGGACUCAGGACAAUGCCUGGAAUGGGUUUCAGCUAAUCACAGCGUCUGCCGGGCAAGACUGAGUGGAAAUGCGUCCGAUCAGAGCGGGAAAAGGUGGACUGGCUGUCGUAGCGCCUUUGGGGGAGGAGCCGCGAAGUGGACUUGGCCGUAUGAUACUGUAAACUCAUCCGGUGUCGGACCAAGAAAAUCGGUUUUGCAGUUCACCCAGCAAGUCCAAGAAAGGGCAGCAUUGGAGAGAAUCAAAGGUAUUCAAGGAAUGUUCAUCAAAACAAAAGUUACUCACCGGUUUCACGAGGUUGCGGCUCGUCACAAAGCUUUGCGACCAUUGCAAGGCCCAAAAGUCACGAAGCUCGCCAAGCCCGUCGCUGGCCCAGGCUCAGUCACGUGCAGCACGUGA